Homalodisca vitripennis (glassy-winged sharpshooter) is the source of this 2317-nucleotide messenger RNA. It is a transcript of the gene mxt, whose product is annotated as eukaryotic translation initiation factor 4E-binding protein Mextli. Gene Ontology annotation, biological process: regulation of formation of translation initiation ternary complex; positive regulation of translation. Lineage: Eukaryota; Metazoa; Arthropoda; Insecta; Hemiptera; Cicadellidae. Gene Ontology annotation, cellular component: cytoplasm; RNA cap binding complex. Gene Ontology annotation, molecular function: eukaryotic initiation factor 4E binding; RNA binding; translation initiation factor activity. The coding region runs from base 155 to 1726 and encodes 523 amino acids. The record is from RefSeq and is a predicted model, not a curated record. The transcript is spliced from 14 exons.
UUCUUCUUUGUAUAUCUUUCAAAUGGACACAAGAAAAAAUGUAGAAAUUUAUAACAACUCAUUCAGCUGAUCAUUAAAAGGGGUAAAGUGAUUCGUAGGUUAGGAAUUUGUGUUUUGAUUUGAUUUUACGACUUGACUUAUCUAGGGCUAAAACAUGGCAGCACCUCUGACACGCAGCCUUAGUACAAGGACAGUUAAAAAGUUGGAAAAGCCGAGACCUCUCAAAAUGUCUUCCAGUCAAACAAAAGUAACUAGUGAACUUUCUCCUCACGUUCCAUGUAAGUUGACAGUGCAAGACUUGAUGAUUCUGGUGGAAAAUUCCAGUCAAAGCCUAUUGGACAAAAACUACGAUGAAACUCUGACUGCAAAUGUUGCUGUCAUGUAUUCAAAACUGAAAAUCCACGGGCAACAGCUGGAGACCAUUUUUAAAGAUCAGCUAGACCGAGCAUUUGUAGUCUUUCGAAAUGCUUGCCAAGACGACGGGUUGCUGUUUACGACAAGGCUUCACCUACUAGAAUUAGUUGAGCUGCGAGCAAAUCAGUGGUCUAAUUCUGACAAUACUCUGGUGUACUACUCAGCGAAAAUGGCAGCCACAGAUAUCGAACCAUUUGUUACGACUCCCGACGCAAAUACGACAACUCCAUUGCCUCUUCCUUCUCCUUCUUCCCCUAUCCCUCCAGCCCUCGGACCUGGGGAAGUGCUCAAGACAUCUGGAAAAUUCCCUAAGCCAACGAAGGUUCCAGGGAAAAAUUACUGCAAAGAUGAAGUCGUGAUUCGAAAUGCAGAUUCUGGAAAAGCAGAGUUCAUCAGACCACCAAUUAUAAAGUGUCCAGUCUCGUGGAAUACCGCACGUUACCUUUACCCCCCCCACUUCUUCCGCCCCUACUACCCUCCUGUCUGGAUCCCACGCUCCGCUUGCCUAGUAAAUCCAGGUGCCAAAGAACGACUUGUACAGAUAACCGGACCGAGUGAAGAUAAAAUAGUACACGCUAGACAGCUGAUGGAGGAUACGAUUCGACGAAAUGCUUCUCCAGUCCGAGAGGGUGUGGACCGAGAACGUAUGGGAGGUUCCAGUUCUAGCCUUAAUAGCAGUGCCUCCGAUGAGAGUAACCGUCUGAUACAACCUGGUUCACGAAGAUCAGCCUUGCUGCACAGCUAUUCAACAAAUGAUGCAAACCUCGGGGAAUAUAAGUUCACAGUCACCAUCGGUAAUGAUACGGUCAAGAUCACAGGAUCAAAUUUCCAAGUUGUUCAUAAUUCAAGAUUGGUGCUGGAAGAAUACUACAACGUUUGGCUGCAGAAGAAUUGCACGGGUGACUGCUAUGGGAUUGACGAAGAUGUGUUUGUUGAUCCUGUUGUCCAAGAUAUGAUGACGUUCCGACUGAACUCUGUAGACUCAGGUAAUGGCAAUGGCCCAUCCACAAGUAGUGGAGAUAGUGACGAUAUCACCUGUAUCAACACACUGUCGCCACCAGGGGUGAGUUUUGAUCCAAGCCUGGGCUACCAGGCGAUGUACCCAGUCGGGCAGCUCGAGAGACGACCAGUGUUGGGCCGCUCCAACUCCACUCCCAUGGCCGGUCCUCCAUUGUCUCCUCAGAGUCAAGGAGUCAGCCGGAAAUACAGCAAAGAAUUCCUAUUAGAAUGUUCAAACUCACAUCAUUCUCGAGCGCCUCCUCACAACUGGGAUCAGAUCACCCUGGAGUGUCCUGCGAUCGCCAAGAAGUAGUAACUGAGCUUGGAUGUGCAGCCCUGCUAAGCCUUACUUCCUAGCUUCGUAGCUUCACGAUACAUUUUAGAUUCACUCGAUACGAACUACACGAAAGAUAAUUUUUAAAUUAAAAGCUAUACAAUAGUUCUAAAUGUGUUAUUCCACUAUGGACAGAUCUCUUUGCCUACUCAAAUGAAGAAUCUUUUAAUUUGAGAAAAUUAUUCACUAGGUAAAUUUCUUCAAGAAGGAAAUUGUAUACCAGUAAUAGCAUGAUAUAUUCUUGUUCAAAUAUUAUUUUUAUACAAUGAACUUUGUAUCCAAAAUUGUAUGUAAUAUCUGCGUAGUUUUAACCAUUUUAUUUGUAAGACUAAAAUGUUCUUGGAUUGCUAAAGUUGUCAUGUGUUUUUAAUUCUUAAACAUUGCGGACCAUUUGUACCGAUUUUGUUAUUUGUACAAAAUAAAUUGGAUUGUUUCAAGAGUUAGAAUCUUUAUACAGUCUUAUAAUUAAUAUUACAGGAUGAAUAGAAGUAUUGAAGAGUGAUUGUAAUAUACUACUCAGUACUUUUCAUUAUUUUAAGUGAUAUUGUAUUAAAUUAUGCAAUGAAACUA